AAACCCGUCCGCAAUCACGGCGAGUUCUCAUUCCAGCCCGAAUACUCUACACAGACGGUUCGGCUGAUACUGAGACACCAUGAACAAGUUACUUCUCCUCCUUCUGGGGGCCUGCCUGACGCAGGCGACCAUCAGAUCAGAAGACCUUGCUGACAAGGUGUUUGGUCAGGGUCGGGCCUACGGGUACAGGUACGAGGGAGAGAUCAUGUCCGGCAUCCCGAAAACCUCCGACAGGUUCUCCGGCAUGAGGAUCGAGUGCGACGCGCGCCUGCAGUUCCAGACGGACGAGGAGAUCCUGCUGCGUCUUGAGAACGUGAAGCUGAAGACGCUGCGCGGCGAGCUGGAGUCUCCUGAGGAGAAGGCGCUCAACAGGAUCGUCAAGAAAACUUCCAAGGAGACUGCCCAGGAGCAGCAGCACCAGGACGCGUUCCGCCAGGACCUGUUCACGUCUUCCGCCGAGGAGUGGGACGCCAAGUCCAUCCAGACGUCUUCCCAGGAGAGCCGAGAGACGCCCAGCAUGGAGAGGCACCAGCAACAGAAGCAGCGCGAGGCGAGCAGGAUCAAGGAACAGAAGACGUCGGCCGAGCAGCAGGGUCGCACCAGCAGCCAGGGGAGCUCGGAGUCGGUUUCUCGGGAGGAGAGCGAGGAGGUUCCCGCCGAUGAGCUGGCGGAGCUACGGCGCCAGCUGGAGAAGCCCGUGCUGGUGGUGUACAGACAGGGCCGCGUGGAGAGCAUCCGGGGCCAGAAGGACGAGCCCCAGUGGUCCGUCAACAUCAAGCGCGGCGUCAUCAACCUGUUCCAGUGCACCCGUAACCCCAAGAACUCCGAGAUGUUGGACAAGGACGGGCGGGAGGAGACCAACGUCGCGUUCGACAAGUCUCCAGAGAGGUUGUUCCGUAUCAUGGAGGAGGACGUGAGCGGCCAGUGCGAGACGCAGUACCUGGUCCAGGACAGCCGGAAGGAGAAGGGCGUGCAGGUCGUCACCAAGACCAAGGACUUCCAGAACUGCAGGGAGAGGCCUCAGCAGCAGCGCUCCUUCAUCAGCGGCAAGAAGGUCGGCAAGACCGAGAAGGAGGAGCACCUUCAGUCCACGGUUGAGACGCGCCAGCGCCUGGUGACGGACCGCAGCAGCAGCGGCAAGUUCCUGAUCCAGCGCGCAGAGUCACGUGGUCAGCACGUCUUCCAGCCUUACUCCGAGCAGGGCGGGGAUGUCAUCACCUUCGCCAAGCAGACCCUUGAGCUGAUCGAGGCCACGACGACAAUCCCAGAUCCAAAGAUCCCCGAGCCGCUGCAGCCUGAGGAGAAGGGCAAACUGAUGUUUGUGUUCGAGAAGAAAACUCCCCAGCCCGGCAGCAGCCAGGAGAGCCGCGAGAGCACCGAGCAGAGCAAGGAGGUCACCCAGCAGAAGGUUACCCAGCUGUGUGAGGGCAUUGCCCGCGGAGUGCGUGAGACCAUCACCGAAGAAACGCCCAAACAGAUCAUCCAGCUCAUCACCGAGCUGCGCAAGAUGGACAAGCAGCAGCUCAAGCAGUUCUGCCUGGAGAAGAUCCCCAAGACCACACCGACCCCGAAGACCAGUCAGGAGAAGGCACAGUCUGAGACCCGCAAACUCAUGAUCGACGCCGUGUCCAUGGCCGGCACUGAGGAGGCUCUCAAGGUGGUUAAGGAGCUACUGGAGGAGAACAAGAUAACACAGGAGGAUGCACAGACCCUGAUAGCCGGUCUGUCCGUGUCCAUAAACCCCUGCACAGCCACUGCCACCCGCCUCAUGCUGGAAAUUGCGAAGUCCCCCAAGGCGCAGCAGAACCCUAACCUGCGUAAGGUGUGCUGGCUGGCGUUUGGCACCAUGGUGCACAAGUUCACCAAGACACAGCCUCAGGAGGCCGCCGAGCUCAUACAGAUCAAGAGGGAGUACGCCAAGCAACUUCUGGCCGGCAUCAAGCCCGAGAAGACAGCUGAGGAGAAGAUGAUGUGCCUGAAGGCGAUCGGGAACGCUGGGCUGGAGGACUCUGUCGACAGUCUGGUGGAGAUAAUCUCCGGAAAGGACGCCAAGACAACCCCCACCGAGAUCAGACUGCAGGCCAUCUACGCUCUGCGUAGGAUCGCCAAGAAACAGCCUCACAAGACCCGUAACAUCCUGUUCCCAGUGUUUAAGAACCCAGAGAACCCGGCCGAGGAGCGUAUCGCUGCCUUCAUCGGCCUGAUGGACUCUGAGCCGCAGGCUUCAGUCCUGGAGCUGGUCGCCCAGUCUACACAGAGGGAGACAUCCAACCAGGUUGGUCGGUUUGUGUACACCCACCUGAGGAGCUGUGCGAGGAGCCGCAUGCCGCGCGACCAGAAGACACGUCUGGGCUGCGAGCGGGCACUCAGGCUCUGCAGACCAUUCAACCUCGGGAUACAGUACUCACAGAGCGAGAAGUUCCAGGCUAUGGACGAUGAGAUGAAGAUGGGAGCCUCUGUUGCGCUGCAGACCAUCGCUGACAAGCGGUCUGUGUUUCCUCGCGCGGCCACGGCUAAGCUGAGUGUACAGGCUAUGGGCUACAGCAUCAACCUGCUGGAGACUGGCGUCAGGGCCUCGGGGAUGCAGACCAUGGUGGACUCUCUCUACAGGCAGUGGGAGGAUGGAAAGGGCGUGAUGCACUACCUGAAGAAGAAGAGCCAGGAGACCAGCCGGGAGUACCACGAUUCCGCCAGCGCCCAGAGCACCGAGAGGCAGCGCACACUCAGGAACAUCGAGGCCGAGAAGAUACAGAGCAAGCUGAACAUUAAGACCAGAACUCCGGAGGACCCUAAGGGACAGAUCUACCUGAAGAUUGCCGGCAACGAGGUCUACUUCCACCAGUUCAGGAGCGACCUGCUCAAGAAGUUUGUCCGCGAGGACAGGCUGUCCAUCCAAGACAUCGAGCAGCAGCUGAAGGAGGGUGUGCAGACCACCAUGACGAAGGCCCAUCUUGUUGCUGAUGCCACCCAGCGGAUUCCCACUUCUCUGGGUUUGCCACUGGAGCUGGACAUCAAGGCCAUACUGCUGGCCAGGUCUGAGAUUGGAGGCAGGAUGGAGGUGUCCCCUAGCCUCUUCCGCGAGGACCGCAAUAACGACAAGAAGGAGAUCACAGCCAUCGAUGCCAGGCUGCAGAGCACUCACACCGUUGCCAUGCAGACCACAGGUAAGAUGACGGUUGACUGCCGCGUCAUCAAGUCCGGAGUUGCUCUUGACGUGACCAUGAACAGCCUCAUCCCCAUCUCUGGGAAGGCGACCUUUGACAUAAAGAACCGCCAGCACAAGCUCACAUUCGAGACUCCUGAGAAGGAACGCGAACUCCUGGUGCUGAAGUCUCGUCCCAUUGUCUUCACCGAGGAGACAGCCGCCCCCAAGACGCCUGACAGCAAGCAGGUGAAGGAGCCUCAGAUCAAGGAGAUCACGCUCCAGGGCAGGAAGAUCCAGAGGUUUCCCAGCACGGUCAGUUUGUUUUUUUGCAAACCACCUUAA
Molecule: messenger RNA, 3487 nt
Organism: Branchiostoma belcheri (Belcher's lancelet)
Lineage: Eukaryota; Metazoa; Chordata; Leptocardii; Amphioxiformes; Branchiostomatidae
Product: vitellogenin-like
Exons: 23
Coding region: 80-3487 (1135 amino acids)
Biological process (GO): lipid transport
Molecular function (GO): lipid carrier activity
Source: RefSeq, a predicted model, not a curated record